AUGCCUGUCGCCAUGUUAGGAGAACGCUCGCCGGAGUUUUCAUCAAAAUAUCCCUCUCCGUGGUUAUCCGUUGAUAAGUCUUCUUUUGACGUGAUUCAGGCCAGCGAACCUUUACUGUGUGAUACAAACCAGUCAACGGUGUAUCCUAACUCUGGAGUUCUACUGAGCAGAAGCCAACUUGAGGUUGAUCGACCUAGAAGAACCAGACGAAAUCUAAUACGGCGUAUGCACUCGACGGCGGUUGAUAGCGGCUCAGGAAUAGCCCCCCGUUUUCGUCGACAAGCUACACUUUGGAAUCCAUCAACUGCAGCGGACCCUAAACGACAGGCGAUGUUUGGUGAUCACUGGAGUGCUACAGGCGAUCCUUUGGGAAGAGGCAUCAGCGCUGACAAUGUCUCAAAUAAGUUCAAUAAUCGAUCAACGCAAGUACCAUCAGUUCAGCUGAGUAUAGAUCAAUCCAGCGUUUCUAAUUCUCCAAGAUUCAACCACAGACAGCAAUACUUGGGUGAAGGCACUAGAGAUAAGCACAUGGCUGUGAACAACUUAAACAUUUCUUUAAAUCCUGGAGUAGGUCUAGCAGAUAUGAGUUAUGCUGAACAGGGAACGGAAGGCGCAAAACAAAGUACUUCAAGUUAUUUGAAAGAACAAUUUCAAGCGUUUUUUCAACCGGCGGACAAUAAACUGGGAAUGAAGUUGUUCGGGAGCAAAAAUGCGCUGCUUAAAGAAAAACGGCGUCAGGUGCAACAGGGAAAGUGGGUUAUCCACCCAUGCAGCAGUUUCAGGUUCUAUUGGGAUCUGUUGAUGCUGGUCCUGCUGAUUGCUAACUUGAUCAUACUACCGGUGGCGAUAUCAUUUUUCAGCGAUGACCUGAGUGUGCAUUGGAUUGUGUUCAACAGCAUAUCUGACGUCAUUUUUAUCGCGGACAUUGCUGUGCAGUUUCGUACGGGUGUUGUCAGGAAUGAUUAUGCUGAUGAGAUCAUCCUUGACCCAAAGGAGAUUGCUCGUCAUUACAUCAAGACGUGGUUUGUGUUGGAUUUUAUCAGCUCGAUUCCAAUGGACUAUAUCUUUCUCAUAUUCAACAACAAAGAUCACUAUAAUCAGUUCUUCAGCGCGGGUAGGACGCUCCGCAUACUACGAUUGGCGAAACUUUUGAGCAUGCUACGAUUACUGCGGCUCACUCGUUUGGUUCGUUAUGUGAGCCAAUGGGAAGAGUUUCUCAACAUCGCCAGCAAGUUUAUGGGCAUAUUCAACUUGGUUUUGUUGAUGUUACUUCUUGGACACUGGAAUGCGUGUUUGCAGUAUCUGAUUCCAAUGAUGAUGGAAUUUCCACCGGAGUCGUGGGUUAAACGAUGCAAACUGGAGGGUGCUGACUGGUUUCAGAAAUACACAUGGGCUUUAUUCAAGGCCAUGUCACAUAUGCUAUCGAUUGGUUAUGGUCGUUUCCCACCAAUCAGUAUCGGGGAUGCGUGGAUCACCAUUGUGAGCAUGAUGAGUGGAGCGACUUGCUAUGCUCUGUUUGUCGGGCAUGUCGCAGCUCUGAUCCAGUCUUUUGAUACAUCCAAGAGACUCUACAGAGAAAAAUUCAAGCAGGUGGAAGAGUACAUGGCCUACCGAAAACUUCCUCGUGCCCUCAGGCAACGCAUCGCUAAUUAUUACGAACACCGUUAUCAGGGAAAAAUGUUCGAUGAGGCACAAAUACUGAAUGAGUUUUCCGAAUGCCUUCGAGAGCAAAUAAUCAAUUACAACUGCAGAGCUCUUGUCGCUGCUGUUCCCUUUUUCACCUAUGCGGAUCAGGAUUUUGUGUCCGAGGUGGUGACAAAGUUAAAAUUCGAGGUAUUCCAACCAGGAGAUUUAAUUAUCAAGGAGGGUACACUUGGAAACAAAAUGUAUUUCAUUCAAGAAGGUAUUGUGGAUAUCAUAACCAAGGACGGCGAGGUGGCCACCAGUCUUUCAGAUGGGUCGUAUUUUGGUGUAUAUGUUUUGGUAAAUUAUACGAAAGGACACGCAAAGUUUAAUAAAUCUGUUUAUAAACUGUAUUAUCUGCAAAUAAUCAAUUACAACUGCAGAGCUCUUGUCGCUGCUGUUCCCUUUUUCACCUAUGCGGAUCAGGAUUUUGUGUCCGAGGUGGUGACAAAGUUAAAAUUCGAGGUAUUCCAACCAGGAGAUUUAAUUAUCAAGGAGGGUACACUUGGAAACAAAAUGUAUUUCAUUCAAGAAGGUAUUGUGGAUAUCAUAACCAAGGACGGCGAGGUAGCCACCAGUCUUUCAGAUGGGUCGUAUUUUGGUGAAAUUUGUCUGCUUACGAACGCUCGUCGGGUAGCCAGUGUCAAGGCCGUUGUAUACUCGAACCUAUAUUCAUUGGACCGGGAAAGUUUUCUUUCAGUGCUUGAAAACCAUCCAUUAAUGAGGAGAACCAUGGAGUCAGUUGCAGCAGAACGUUUAAACAAAAUCGGACAGAAUCCAUCGAUUGUCAGCAACCGUAAGGAUCUCCAGGAGGAUCUUAGUUUGGUAAAAGAAAUUGUAAGCUCGGCUGUGACACCUGAAGAUAGUACAACAGAAUAUGAAACGGAAAACGAAGAUGCACAGGCACAUUUAAAUUUGAAACAGUUCCUAAAAUUAGGAAAGCUCAAGCGUCCAUCACGGCGCCAUCGAGACGAAGAGGCUGAAGAUACAGGUGGGGAGCUGGAGGGUGCGCAUGACAGUCCUAUCGUAUCCUGUACGGAUACUGGCAAGCAAAAAUUGCAUAUUCCGUCAACAUUUUCUAACGUUAGUCUCGUCGGGCGUCUGUUCAAGGCACCAGCACAAAAGAACAAACUACUUGAAAAGAAGCUUAGACGAUCAGGUAGUCUAACCACAGUCGAUCUUGUAUCAUCAAUUCAGGAAAAGGACAUCAAUAAAAAACCAGAAUCUGCAAGCAACAUUACGGAAUUGGGUGACUACCCGUCUGCGGAGCCAAAACAAGCUGAUGAGGAUGCUAACGAAGACGUUGGCAUUCCGGAUGACACGCAGCCACCAGAGUAUUGAUCCUUUAUAUUUCGUGCAAAGUUGUUUACCCUUGGACCUAUUCUCAGUAUUGUUCUACCAGAAUUGUGAAUUACUCAGUGGUGCCUCGUUGUGUGCAAAUUUCUUUCAUUUGUCGAGUUUGCUAUCAAUGCAGACAAAUGUUCCUAGGUAGUCUA
Molecule: messenger RNA, 3179 nt
Organism: Opisthorchis viverrini
Lineage: Eukaryota; Metazoa; Platyhelminthes; Trematoda; Opisthorchiida; Opisthorchiidae
Exons: 11
Coding region: 1-3024 (1007 amino acids)
Biological process (GO): monoatomic ion transport; transmembrane transport
Cellular component (GO): membrane
Molecular function (GO): monoatomic ion channel activity
Source: RefSeq, a predicted model, not a curated record